CGGCGGGGACGGGAUCCGCGCGGCCAUUGCCCGGGACCCGCCCGCGGCCUCCGUCAGUGCAGGGCCGCGCGCCGCUGGGGCUUGCGGUUCUGCGAUGGUGCCCUGCCUCAGUUUCCCUGGAGUCCUGGCCGCGGGGCCAGCUGAAACGCCACCGAUGGCGGGUUCAUCACUUGUCUUACAUUUUUAAAUCUUUAUUUUUUGCUUACGCGUGCGCGUGUGGAGGUCUGAGGACAACUUGCGGGAGCCGGGUCUUGGCUUGAUCCCUGUGGUUUCUAGGGACGGAACUCAGGUCAGGCUUGGCGGCGCGCGCCUUUGACCGCCGAACUGUGUCGCCAGUCCCGGCUUUUUGCGGGUUUUGUUGGUUUUGAGACAAGAUCUCACUGUGUAGCUCUGGCUGUCCUGGAACUAGGCUCCUGAGUACCUGUUCCAUACCAGACACUCAGAUUCAGGCAGAAAACCCCUCCCCUCCUGGAGCAGGCGCGAAUGACCCAGGACUAGAGGUCCAGAGAGGGUGACUGAGGGCACCUGAGGCGACCAGCCUGGAGGCCUGAGCUGACCUGUGAAGGCAGUGAGCGGCCUGUGGUAGGUUCUAUGAGAAGUGGGCCCCGAUUGUUUUGGGAGGGGUGUGUGAGUCACUUUUGCAAAGAGGCUCAGAGAGGCACAGCUAGUAUAAGAAGCCACACAGCACAAGGAGACAGAGUGGGGAUGAGACACAGCUGAGCCUUCAGGUGGCUGAGGCCACAACCCCACUGCUCUGUGGGGACAAGCUGGUCUGAGCCUCUAACUCAGCAGGAAGCUGUCCCCAACAGCAGCGUGGGUGGCAUGAGGUGGCGAGAAAAUAAGUAUUUGUCUGGCAGCAGUCUCUCCCUCCACCCGGGUCAGGUGGCACAGCCUGGCCCUACAGAGCCACCACCCAGCCCUCGUUCCUCCAGACCUAGGUGCCACAGGCAGAGGGGUGGACGGUGGCCGAGUGUCUUCUGCAUUCCAGGCUGUUUACAUACCUCUCGUGAAAGGCAUGACUGCCGUCUGCAGAGCGAGGCUGUGACAGGGGACCCACGGGUUGCAGGGCCUCCUCCGAGGGGCCACACUGGUGACGUGCGUGCUGCCUCCCGGGGACGGGCGCGGGCGCUGCGGCCAUGAAGCUGAACGAGCGCAGCCUGGCCUUCUACGCGACCUGCGACGCGCCGGUGGACAACGCGGGCUUCCUGCACAAGCGCGGCGGGCGCGGCGUGGGCUCGCACCGGCGGUGGUUCGUGCUUCGGGGCAACAUGCUCUUCUACUUCGAGGCGGAGGCUAGCCGAGAGCCGCUGGGCGUCAUCCUGCUGGAGGGUUGCACGGUGGAGCUGGUGGACGCCAGGGAGGAAUUCGCCUUCGCCGUGCGCUUCGCUGGUGGCCGCUCCAGGCCCUAUGUACUGGCAGCCGACAGCCAGGCGGCCUUGGAGGGCUGGGUGAAGGCACUGUCCAGGGCCAGCUUCCACUACCUGCGCUUAGUGGUGCGAGAGCUGGAGCAGCAGCUAGCAGCCAUGCGCGAGAGGGGCCCCACCAACGCAUUGCCUGCCAACCCAAGCCCGGUCUCGAACCCGCGCCCCAAAGAGAAUGGCCGGGCAGUGUGGAGUACGCUGCCUGAGCAACCAGCUGCAGCUCCCCAGCGCCCACCACUGCCACCCCGCCGAAGGGCCUCUGCAGCCAAGGGUUCCUUGGCCACCUUCGCCCAGCUGCAUGAGCGAUAUGGAUUGGAGGUGCAGGCCCUCAGGAACCAGUGGCGUGGACGGCAGGCUGGCCUAGCUGACCUAGCUGGCUUGGAGGACCCCUGGCUUCCUUCUGGUUCUGGUGGGAUCAGAACCCAGACCCAGGACCAGCCUUAAGGGGCCUACAGGUUGAGGGAGGCCUGAGAACAGAAGGCCCUGACAUGGUUUGGACUCAAGCCAGGCUCGCAGGGGACAUAGGACAUGUGACUCAGAAGAUCUGGCCCCUGGAGUCAGUGGCACUUACUGCCGAGGAGAAGAAUCUGGGACUUGAACAUAUUUCAAGAGCCUGAGGAGCUGGUGUCCAGAGAACUCUGACCCAGGGCAGUCUGUGUGACCCUGGAGCUGGCCUCGGGCCUGUGGGGCCCAGGGUCCACCUGAUACUGGGCCUUGCAAGGAUCCAAGGUCUGGGACUGAGAGCUGCUGCCUGGGCUGCUGUGGGCUGAGGCAGCAGGCAGCAGGGAGAAGGUGGAGCUUGAACUGGAUAGGUCCCCAAGGCUCCUGGCCUGGAACCAGCUAAGGCAGGACUUUGCCCGGCCCUGCAGGCAGCCGGCCCUCGAUUGAGCCAAGGCAGGGCCUCCGAGAGCUACCGGACCUCAGCCGUGGGCUGUGACCCAGCUUCCUCAGCAGGUUCACCUGGAGGAGAUAGGCCUACGGCUGAUUUCACGCCUGCGGGAGGAAGAGUCCAGGUGCUGCCCCUGGGCCCUGGACAGGUGACCGGUGGACUUCCUUGCUGCGUCCACUUCUCAUCACCACAGUGCUGGCUGCCUUCCAGAGUGCCGGGCCUGACAAGUGCCCCACCUGGGUAUUGUUUACAGUCCUCCUCAGUGCCCUGCCCUGGGGCCUGGAGGACACUGUCACUCCAAUCACUGCAUUAUAUGGACAGAUUUCACCCUGGCCCCUCUCCUCUGUCCCGGGAGGCCCCGGGCUGGGGUUCCAUGGGCGCAUCUGUCGCCAGGGCCUCUUGGCUCCCUGCUGGCUCAGGGGCCAGGGCUUGGCUCUGGGUUUUUCUUUGAAGUAGGUAAGGUAUUGCCUUUGUCUUUCUUCCAGCAGUGAAGCUUAGUGCUCACCCCUCCCCCUCCACCUCCGUUAGGGUUGGCUGGCCAGGUAGGGUGGUGUUGUCCCCAGGGAGCUGGCCCUGGCAGGAGACACACAGGCGCUGGCUGUCUUGGCCCUUACCUCUCUGUGCCCCGAGCUCGGCUGUCUGCACAGGUGCCUCUGGGGACUUGGUCCCUAUCCCUUCAACUCCCCCACUGUGUGGGGCUCAGGACCUUCUGAUGUGGUCCGGCUGGGAGGCUAAGGCAUAGACUCUAGCCUGGGAUGGUUUCACCAACUCUAAUAAAGGUACGGGACAGCGGGUGGGGGCAGAGUAGAGGUGCCCCCUUCUCCCAAAGCACAAGAUGAGGUCCAGCUGAUUCUGGAGCUAGAAGAGAUGUCAGCAAUGGCCAGGGUACGAGGGCCAGAAUAAAAGCUGGUCAAGUAA
Messenger RNA from Meriones unguiculatus (Mongolian gerbil), 3228 nucleotides. RefSeq names its product PH domain containing endocytic trafficking adaptor 1 (gene Pheta1). Gene Ontology annotation, biological process: endosome organization; retrograde transport, endosome to Golgi; receptor recycling. The transcript has 4 exons. The coding region runs from base 1137 to 1865 and encodes 242 amino acids. The record is from RefSeq and is a predicted model, not a curated record. NCBI's taxonomy places the organism in Eukaryota, Metazoa, Chordata, Mammalia, Rodentia, Muridae. Gene Ontology annotation, cellular component: recycling endosome; trans-Golgi network; early endosome.